Molecule: messenger RNA, 1247 nt
Organism: Lytechinus variegatus (green sea urchin)
Lineage: Eukaryota; Metazoa; Echinodermata; Echinoidea; Temnopleuroida; Toxopneustidae
Gene: psma3
Product: proteasome subunit alpha type-3-like
Exons: 9
Coding region: 105-884 (259 amino acids)
Biological process (GO): ubiquitin-dependent protein catabolic process
Cellular component (GO): nucleus; proteasome core complex, alpha-subunit complex; synapse
Source: RefSeq, a predicted model, not a curated record
CUCUGUCGUUCUGUUGUAACGUGACUAGCAUUUUCUGACGAAAGGACGAUUCUGCGAACAAAACUGACGUCGUUUUACCCAGAUUUUGUAACACUAACAUCACUAUGAGCUCGAUAGGAGCAGGGUAUGAUUUAUCAGCCUCACAGUUCUCUCCAGAUGGGAGGGUGUUCCAGGUGGAGUAUGCCAUCAAAGCUGUGGAGAACAGCGGCACGGCAGUAGGUCUGCGAUGCAAAGAUGGUGUUGUCUUUGGCGUCGAAAAGUUAGUCACAUCAAAACUUUAUGAGCAGGGCUCCAACAAGAGAAUAUUUACAGUCGACAGGCAUGUUGGAAUGGCUGUUGCUGGUCUCAUUGCUGAUGCAAGGCAGGUUGUUGAGAUUGCAAGAGACGAGGCAUCAGAUUACAGAGCAUCCUAUGGCACUCCCAUUCCUGUUAAACACUUGACAGAUCGAGUUGCCAUGUAUGCACAUGCCUAUACCCUCUACAGUGCAAUCAGACCGUUUGGAAGCAGUGUUUUAUUAGGAUCCUAUGAGAAAGACACACCCAACCUAUUUAUGAUAGAUCCAUCAGGAGUCUCAUGGGGAUACUAUGGAUGUGCGAUAGGAAAAGCAAAGCAAGGUGCAAAGACGGAGAUUGAGAAACUUCUGACGGGAGAUAAACAGCUCAAGGACCUCACGUGUGAAGAAGCCCUCAAAGAGGUCGCCAAGAUUAUUCACAUAGUACAUGACGAAAUCAAGGAUAAGGCUUUUGAAUUAGAGCUUAGCUGGGUUGGUAAGGUAACGGAUGGUCGUCAUGAAUUAGUUCCAAAGAAGAUCGCUGAUGAAGCUAUCAAGUAUGGCAAGGAGGCAUUAGAAGAACCAUCAAGCUCUGACGAGGAUGACUUGUAACCAUAGCAACAAUUUUUUCCCUGUGAAUAUUUCCAUUUUUGUACAGCUAUUAGAAUGUCACUUUAAUGGUCGAGUACCUCGUUUUAUUAAAAUGUUUUUCAGCAGUUAAACUGUCCAACACUAAGGGAAAUCUAGUGUAUAAAUAUAGCAAAGACUUUCAUGAAUAUUAUUCCAUACAGAUAUCAUAUGUAUGAGUAUCUAGCAGAUGGCUGUGAAGAAAUGCUAUAUUUUUUCAAAUGAAAAACAUGUAAUUGCUAUUCAUCCAAGUUAUGAGUAUUCAUGCCCUGGGCCGUUUCAUAAAGCUUUUCGUAGGUCAAGAGCGACUUUAAGAACGACUGGUGAUCCUUUCUUGUGGUAAAUGAU